AUGUCGAUCCAAGUGCAGGAAUCCCGAGAACACCAAGAACACCAGGAGUCCAAUUACGUGGACUCUGACGAGCCCUCUGUAUUCAACUUUGACCACGAUGAGGACGAACGUGAUCGCGCCGAGCCUUCGUCUCCUUCGUCUUCCUCCUUCGACAAAUCCUCCAUCGCCCAACUGAUCUCCACCUACGGUUCCUCUUCUUCCACCGCUUGGCUCGAGUUCUCCCGCUACAAAAUAUGGCAGGCGCCCGCCUCUUUCCUCGCCGAGAACCCCACUUCCACCUUCCUCCCCAUCCAAGGGUACAUGCAACACAAACAAUACAUCUUUGCAUGGGGUAACCCUCUCGUCUCCGAUCCUUCUCUUCUCGGUCCCACCGCCAAGGCCUUUGUGUCCUGGGCAGUCGAUGAACAAAAAGCAAAACCCGUGUGGUGUUGUACCGAUCUCGCUCUUGAGACCGUUUUGGCCAACAACAACAAAGAACGUGGUCUCGGAUGGUCUACGGUCGAGUGGGUCGGUGCAGUCAAGGAUUUGAAAAAGAAUCUCCGGAGGGCAGAGAGAGCUGGUGUUUCUGUUGACGAGACGACCGAAAACUGGUCGCAGCAUGAUAGACAGGAAGUGGAAGAUGGCUUAUUUGAGUGGAGAAGGAGUAAAGGUCUGAAAGGUGUCCAGUUGGCCUCUACCACUGGACUUCCAUGGGUAGAUGAGCAGCACCGCCGAUAUUUGGUCGCUCGCCACGAGGGCCACAUUGUCGGGAUUUUGAUCCUCACUCCCAUUCACGGGCCAUACCAGCCCCCUGCCUCCGAGGUAUCAUCCGUACCAGCCCCAGCCCCAGUCACAACUGCAUCGCCGAAACAGAAACGCAAAUUCUUCCUUCCUGCACGAGGGCACCAAAAGUCCUCUCCGGAGACAUCUCCCGAACGAGGAUCUUCCCAAUCUACCUCUUCGUCGGAUUCUGAGUCUCCCAUUCAAUCCCCCAUAUUCUCGUCCCACAGUCUCUCUUCAUCUUCCUCCUCUCUCAACACCGAUUUCUCUCUCGAUAUGUCGUCCAAGUCCGCUCUCACCUCGCGUUACUACCUCAUUAAAAACGCCAUCUCUUUCCCUUCCGCACCCCGAGGAACGUCUGAGCUCCUCAUCCACACCUCGCUUGAGCUCCUUCAAAAAGCAUCGCCUUCACGACCUCCCAAGGUCACUUUUGGAAUAACAGCGUCCGACACGCUCCAUCCGAAAGCUAACCUCUCGGGAUGGAAAAUUGCUGGACUGUCGAAGGUGUAUUCGAAGGUAGCUGGAACGGCCGGAUUACUGAAACGAGGCGAUUUCAGGGCCAAGUUCGAUUCUGGAAGGGUACCGAUGUAUGUCUGUUAUCCUACCACGGAGGGUGGAUUUGGGAUUGAAGGUGUUAAGGCGUUGUUGAAGGUGUUGAAAAAGUGA
Molecule: messenger RNA, 1425 nt
Organism: Marasmius oreades (fairy-ring Marasmius)
Lineage: Eukaryota; Fungi; Basidiomycota; Agaricomycetes; Agaricales; Marasmiaceae
Exons: 3
Coding region: 1-1425 (474 amino acids)
Source: RefSeq, a predicted model, not a curated record